CUUCCAUGGAAUAGAAUGACAUCUACAGUACUGUCCAUUUCAGUGUCUUUAUAAGACUUCCCUGCACCUUCACUCUCAACACCAUCUCCACACAAAAGCUCCACACUUUGAAUUCCUCCUUGCUCCCUCUUCUCUUCUUAUACCUCUACUGGUUAACUCUUUUUCUUCACAAUGUCUACCUCACAAACCUUGGAUAAACCCUUGUAUGAACCAGUUAAAAUUCAUGGUGGCUAUGCUCUUAUUCAAAGGAACACAUCCCCUCCUCAAUCUGGGGAAAGAAGAGGCAGAAGAAAGCAGCCAGAACCAGGGAGGUUUCUUGGAGUCAGGAGGAGACCUUGGGGUAGAUAUGCUGCUGAAAUUAGAGACCCAACAACUAAAGAAAGGCACUGGCUUGGUACAUUUGAUACUGCUCAAGAAGCAGCUCUUGCUUAUGAUAGGGCUGCUCUUUCAAUGAAAGGCACCCAAGCUAGAACCAACUUUAUAUACACUGAUAAUGGUACCUUUCACUCUCUUCUUACUCCAUUUGAUAUUCAACCAUUCUUGCCACCAUCACAGUUUCUCACAGGCACUCUUCAGGAUAAUAAACAACAAGAAGCUCCCACCAACCACAACAGUCCACCCAAGCAUGAGAUUUGUCAGAAUGAGACUCACAACCAAUCAAGUAGUGAAACUUGUGGUGCUGAGACUUCCACUGAAUCAGCAUAUGAUAACAGUUUCUUCUUUUCCCAGGACGAUUCUAACUCUGGCUACUUGGGCUGCAUUGUCCCUGAUAACUGCCUGAGACCACCUGCCACUCCCACAUGUACAAUCUCCAAAACCAACAGCUACAAAGCUCCAAGUGAUCAUCAAAACUUUUCUUCUAUUACCGCAAUUUCCAUUGAAGACAAAACACAUUGUAAUAACCAUGCAUUUCUUCCGGAUACUACAGGUCUGCCAAGUAAAGCCCUUAACCCUGGAAACUAUCCCUGCUUUGACGAUCUCAACUGUGGUUUCUGGGGAGAUCAGAAGCCAUGGGAGUUCAACUCUGAUGAGCUCUCUGCGAUGAUCAAUAACCCGUUAAUGGUGGGAGAUGUGUGCAUGGAAAAUUUUUAUCCUAGCGCCAACGAUCCUGGUUAUGGGUCAGUUCCUCAAGCUACUUCUUCAGUAUCUUGCACUCCGUCACUUCCUCCUUAUGGUGAUAUAGUCGACUAUGGCUAUUCAUUUUUCUAAGUAUGGGAUGUUUAAUGAGUUAUCUACCAGCAUUCUAUUUACUAUUUAGUCGUAUUUUGAUUUACAUGCACUUUAUGUUUUACUGUAAUUACACAGAGAGUUUCCAUAUGUGAGCAAGAAAGAGAUAUGGAAUGGGUAUCGCAAUCCCUGGUCCUAUGAGUUCUAAAGAAAGUGGUUAGUUUGAAAAGCUUCUUAGCUUGUUUCAAGGCAGAAAGUGCUCAUUAUUAGAUGCGCAAAAUAUCGACUGCGAUUGGUGUCUGUCUUUACGGCUAUUUGCCUUAGCUUUUUUCGACAAUGUUGAGAAGAUGACGCACGCCAUUUCCAAGCGCCACAGAUUGAUGAAUCAUGAAUCACUAAGCUAUUGCAGCCCAUAACCCUUUUCUCAUCUUCAAGACUAUUAACUGCUUGCCACUGUUUACUUCAUUUCAUUGCAUUUCUGUGUUCAGUUGCAUUCAAAUGGGAUUUGGUAUAUUUUCCUGAUUGGACUAGGUCCAUCCCUGCAACUUUUUCUGGCAUUUGCUGUUGGUCCAAACUUUUCAAUCCAUAUACUGAGCAGGACCAUCUCUAUGCAAAAACUCAAAAAAGGGCUGCAUGUACAAUAACUAGAUCGAUAGGUUCCUCAAUUCUCAAUUCUCAUCCACUUAAUUUGACAUGCCAAUAUUAACAUAUUUAAUAUUAACUCCAUAAGUGUACUUGACCUUCAGUUGAUCUAGGAGCUAAUUACAGGCAUAAUAGGUCAAGGCUAGAUUGACUAUUU
Molecule: messenger RNA, 1966 nt
Organism: Manihot esculenta (cassava)
Lineage: Eukaryota; Viridiplantae; Streptophyta; Magnoliopsida; Malpighiales; Euphorbiaceae
Product: ethylene-responsive transcription factor ERF086
Exons: 1
Coding region: 172-1209 (345 amino acids)
Biological process (GO): regulation of DNA-templated transcription
Molecular function (GO): DNA-binding transcription factor activity; DNA binding
Source: RefSeq, a predicted model, not a curated record